Penicillium subrubescens is the source of this 2545-nucleotide messenger RNA. RefSeq names its product pyruvate kinase CDC19. The record is from RefSeq and is a predicted model, not a curated record. Lineage: Eukaryota; Fungi; Ascomycota; Eurotiomycetes; Eurotiales; Aspergillaceae. The coding region runs from base 45 to 1793 and encodes 582 amino acids. Gene Ontology annotation, biological process: glycolytic process. Gene Ontology annotation, cellular component: cytoplasm. The transcript has 6 exons. Gene Ontology annotation, molecular function: potassium ion binding; pyruvate kinase activity; magnesium ion binding.
GUGCCUGAGAGAAAAAGCAGAGCGGGUUGGCGGAGAUAGAGGAGAUGGAGCAUCGGCCACCAACAUUUUCCCUUCCCGCCCCUCACCCUCCAUCCUACUUCCGUUUUCUUCUCCCCUCCCUCUUCUCCAUCUCAUCCUCUUCAAUUGAUUCUUCAAUUUCUCUCCUCCCCUACCCACUUCCUCCAUUAGCUUUGUCUAGCACAUUCACAAUGGCGGCCACUAGCUCCCUUGACCACCUGUCCAACCGGAUGAAGCUGGAGUGGCACUCCAAGCUCAACACCGAGAUGGUCCCCGCGAAGAACUUCCGCCGCACCUCCAUCAUCGGUACCAUUGGUCCCAAGACCAACUCCGUUGAGAAGAUCAACGCUCUCCGCACUUCUGGUCUUAACGUUGUCCGCAUGAACUUCUCCCACGGUUCAUAUGAGUACCACCAAUCGGUCAUUGACAACGCCCGCGAGGCUGCUAAAGUCCAGACUGGCCGUCCUCUGGCCAUUGCCCUCGACACCAAGGGCCCCGAGAUCCGUACCGGUAACACCGUCGAUGACAAGGAUUUCCCCAUCUCUGCUGGUACUGAGCUCAACAUCACCACCGACGAGGCCUAUGCCACCGCCAGUGAUGACAAGAACAUGUACCUCGACUACAAGAACAUCACCCAGGUGAUCUCCCCCGGCAAGCUCAUCUAUGUCGAUGAUGGCAUUCUGUCUUUUGAGGUGCUCGAGGUGGUGGAUGACAAGACCCUGCGCGUCAAGUGCUUGAACAAUGGCAACAUCUCUUCUCGCAAGGGUGUCAACUUGCCCGGUACCGACGUAGACCUCCCCGCUCUGUCGGAGAAGGAUAUCAGCGACCUGAAGUUCGGUGUCAAGAACAAGGUCGACAUGAUCUUCGCCUCGUUCAUCCGCCGCGGUAGUGAUAUCGACAAGAUCCGUGAAGUCCUCGGCGAGGAAGGCAAGGAGAUCCAGAUCAUUGCCAAGGUUGAGAACCAGCAGGGUGUCAACAACUUUGACGAGAUCCUUGAGGCCACUGAUGGUGUCAUGGUUGCCCGUGGUGAUCUCGGUAUCGAGAUCCCCGCCCCCAAGGUGUUCAUCGCUCAGAAGAUGAUGAUCGCCAAGUGCAACAUCAAGGGUAAGCCCGUUAUCUGUGCCACUCAGAUGCUGGAGUCCAUGACGUACAACCCUCGCCCGACCCGUGCUGAGGUCUCCGACGUUGCCAACGCCGUCCUGGACGGUGCCGACUGUGUCAUGCUGUCGGGUGAGACCGCCAAGGGUAACUACCCUUGCGAGGCCGUCAAGAUGAUGCACGAGACCUGCCUGCUGGCCGAGGUUACCAUCCCCCACUUCCAGAUCUUCGAUGAGCUCCGUAACCUGGCUCCUCGUCCCACCGAGACUUCCGAGUCCAUCGCCAUGGCUGCCGUCAGCGCCAGUCUGGAGCUGAACGCCGGUGCCAUUGUCGUCCUGACCACCAGUGGCAAGACUGCCCGCCUUCUUUCCAAGUACCGCCCCGUCUGCCCCAUCCUGAUGGUCACUCGCAACGCCACCGCUUCCCGGUACUCCCACCUGUACCGUGGUGUCUGGCCCUUCUACUUCCCCGAGAACAAGCCUGACUUCAACGUCAAGAUCUGGCAGGAGGACGUCGACCGCCGCCUCAAGUGGGGUAUCAACCACGGUCUCAAGCUCGGCAUCAUCAACAAGGGCGACCCCAUCGUCUGUGUUCAGGGAUGGCGUGGCGGUAUGGGCCACACCAACACCGUCCGUGUGGUUCCUGCUGAGGAGAACCUCGGCCUGGCCAUGGAGUAGAUCUUCGACGGUGCCAUAUGAUGAAGGCCACGAAUCUAUUGCUCCAUUCUUUGUUUUAGUCCUUUCUCUUUUUUGGUUUAUCGCUGGUGCGAGGGGUCGGAUACAUACCUUAUUUUUUCAUUAUUUUUUUGAAUCUGCAAAAAGAUUUCUUGCCAUUAUUUCCAGCCUCAAGCUCGUUUCUGCUCCUUGGUCUGGACCAUUGCUGUUUCUUGCGAAGAGGUGCUUGCAUUGUUGAUGUACAUGAGAAUGAAUCUAAUGCCUCCAGGUCAAAUGCGUUGUUCGAGUAAGCCUAGACUUUCCUUGAGAGGAAUGAACAAACUUAGACCUGGGAACAAAUUGUCAGUCCCUAGUUAGUGAGCGGGUUAGUUUGUCUCGUACUCGUCCGCGCUGUUCAAAGCAACGGGAAGUUCUGCGCGCAUUCCUGCACGUCUUUUGCUCAGGUACUCUCUCUUUGGGAGACUCGUCAAGGGCAUCACGCGAGCAAAGAGCCUGCUUCUCAACCACGAGAAAAAGAAAAGAGGGAGAAAGAAAGAAAAGAAAAGAAAGGAAAGGCACAGCCGACGGUCAACCGGAAAGGCCUUCCCUCAAUGCGGGGGUCACGAAAACGCGCUGCCGGACUCCGAGGCCGAGGCAUGUGUCCUGCAGGCACCCGGGCAAGUAUACAGCGUAUGUACUCUCGCCAUAGUCGCAAUAAACCUCUUCAUUGAAGAGUCAUGCAGCACGACAAGGUCAAAGAGUUGAUCAAUUGCACG